This is a messenger RNA of Hippocampus comes (tiger tail seahorse), 1228 nucleotides long. RefSeq names its product apolipoprotein Db (gene apodb). Bases 341 to 895 code for a protein of 184 amino acids. The record is from RefSeq and is a predicted model, not a curated record. Gene Ontology annotation, cellular component: cytoplasm. The transcript has 5 exons. Gene Ontology annotation, molecular function: lipid binding. NCBI's taxonomy places the organism in Eukaryota, Metazoa, Chordata, Actinopteri, Syngnathiformes, Syngnathidae. Gene Ontology annotation, biological process: lipid metabolic process; tissue regeneration; response to reactive oxygen species.
GUUGCCAUUAAUGAAGCGAUAAUAUUUUUGACUUAAGUAGGUUCAAAUGAUCUUGAAAUAGAUAUGUGAAUUUUUGUGACAUCUCGGGCAGAAGCUGGAGAUUGUCGUUAUUUACGACGUCGUCCUUGAAUAACUUGAAUUUGAUACAAACAAAGUGUGCGCCGGGAAAGCAAUGAAGACGAUGCCGGAGACGUCCAAUCAGCGUUGACUAGUGACGUAAUCAACGCGACCGCACAGCCAAGUUACCAUUCAGACGAAGAGGAGAAGUCAGCCCGGAGCGUCCGGAUUUGAUGUCAUCAAGCUUCCUAUCCAUCUCGGUUUCUAUCCUUGGGAAAGAAGCAUGUUGGUGUUGUGCGUCCUCCUGGCGUUAUUGUCUCCUCUGACCUCGGCACAGACGUACCGCUGGGGGGCCUGCCCCAUCCCCAAGGUGCAGCCGAACUUCCAGCUCCAAAAGUAUUUGGGGAGGUGGUACGAGAUCGCCAAGCUGCCCGCCAGGUUCGAGAGGGGGAAGUGCAUCGAGGCCAACUACGCCAUACGACCAGAUGGAACCAUCCGAGUGUUAAACUCUCAGUUCUAUAAAGACAAAGUACGGACAGCAGAGGGCACAGCAGUGGUCCCGGACCCGAGAAACCAGGCCCAAAUUGGAGUCAGCUUCUCCUACUUCACCCCCUACAGUCCCUACUGGAUCCUGAGCACGGACUACAGCAGCGUAGCCGUGGUCUACUCAUGCACCGACAUCCUGCGCAUAUUCCACGUCGAGUACGCUUGGAUCCUGGGCCGCUCGCGCUUCCUGCCGCCCGAGACUGUGCGCUAUGCUCAGGACCUGUUAUUGACUGAGGGCGUGGACCUCUUUCGGAUGACCGCCACUGACCAGACGGGUUGCAAGGACGACUAGCGCAUCACCGCUACAUGCUAACGACUGAAUAUCUUUAUCAUUUGGCUUAAUAGGCCUUUUCACCAUGGCGUCACAUGCUUUCCAACACUUAACGCACACAGAGCAGCAUGCGACAAUACAGGCAUGUACAUGUGACAUGCUAACGCUAAGCUAGCUUUUAUACAUCACUCCUCUUUUGUGAUUUAUUUCAAAUUCAUAGAGCUGCUCGUUAUUAAAAGGGGAAAAUCAACCAAUAAUUGAAUAAUAAUAUGGUGUAUAAUAGUAUUUAUGCUACAUUUUGUACCAGUAGCCUACUUAUGAUUAAAAUAAAUACUAUGUGAGUUUGAAAAAAUA